AUGCUUUCUCGCAAUGGUGCUAACUUCUGGAAAGAAGGGCAGUCCGCUGCACCUGGCCAUGCGGUGAGCAUGGCAGACCCUACAGACCUGAAUCUCGAUGCACCAAGCGACCUGCAAGAUAUCCCCGAUCUGUCCCCAGUAGACGACCUCGUCCCGCCGCCUGAGGGCACGUAUCCUGAUAAAGCGUCGUUGAUUGCAUCGGUACAUGCUCACGCGAAGGCUCACGGGUACAAUGUUGUGGUCAAGUCAUCGAGCACGCCCACCGAGAAGAAGCCAGGGCGGACCGCGAAGGUUUGGCUGAGAUGCGAUCGCGGAGGACAGUACAGGCCCCGAAAUGGGUUGACAGAGGAGACUCGUAAACGUAAACGGACGUCGAGGUUGAUGGACUGCCCGUUCAUGCUAGUGGCGGCUGGCAACCCGGGCAUCUGGACGCUUACUGUGUUGAAUCCGUCUCAUAACCAUGGAGCCAUAGUGGAUAAACCGCGACAAACGCCUCACCACCGUGUCAAAAAGGGGCAGGUUACUGCUGUACCAUACGACUGGCCUCAUGAUGCUACUUUUACCCCCUUCACCACGGCUCUGGUAGUCGUGGACAUGCAGCGGGAUGUAUGCUCGCAAGAAGGGUACAUGGCGUAUCAAGGCUAUGAUGUCACUCCUGCAAUGGCUCUAAUUCCUAAAAUCAGACGGCUGCUAGACGCGUUCCGCGCAGCUGGCUUCCCAGUUUACCAUACCCGCGAAGGGCAUAGGCCGGAUUUGUCUACCCUCUCUACUCGAGAGAACUUCCGCUCCCACAACAACCCCACAGCCACCGGGAUCGGGUCCACAGGUCCACUAGGACGCUUUCUCAUCCGCGGUGAGCCGGGCCAUGAUAUCGUCCCAGACCUCUACCCACUGGAGGGAGAACCUGUUGUCGAUAAGCCAGGUCGUGGUGCCUUUGCGCACACGGACUUUGAACUUUUGUUACGUAACAAAGGUAUCAAGAACCUUGUCAUUGUCGGUAUGACAACUGACGGAGCCGUAGCCAGCACUUUGAGAGAAGGCUGUGAUAAAGGGUUCGACUGCUUGCUACUGGAAGAUGGUGCAGUAGCACUCGAUCACACUCUUCACCUCGGUGCUUGCAAUAGUGUGAAGAUGGAAGGUGGCUUACUCGGUGCUACAUCACGUAUAGAUGACCUUGUUCAUGCCGUGGAUAACUUCAAGAACCUCCUGGUGAAGAAGAUGGCGCCACAGAUGAUGGUAUCCUGA
This is a messenger RNA of Trichophyton benhamiae CBS 112371, 1245 nucleotides long. RefSeq lists its product as uncharacterized. The coding region runs from base 1 to 1245 and encodes 414 amino acids. The record is from RefSeq and is a predicted model, not a curated record. The transcript has 2 exons. NCBI's taxonomy places the organism in Eukaryota, Fungi, Ascomycota, Eurotiomycetes, Onygenales, Arthrodermataceae.